UCUCAGUGGAAUCUCGUUUCUUCUUCUUAUCAUCAGCACAAUCAUCUUCUGCAUUCAGCCAGCUUCCUCAGCUUCUUCGAAACCUCUUCAACCUUCUUCUCAGCUCUAAGAUUUCUAUCUUCCUUCUCAGCAUCUUAUCUCAACUCCUUCAAUUCCUUCACUACACUUUACUUUACUUCACUUCAACAACUUUCACUUCCAUCUUCGCCCUUCAAUCUACAAUCUACAACCUUCAACUUACAAAUCAACAACCUUCACGAUGCUCGCCCUCAAAAACAUCACCCUCCUCCUCACCCUCUUCACCACCUCCAUCCUCUCCGCCCCUCUCCCCAACCCCGGCAACGGCAACAACUUCGGUGUCGGAGUCAGCGGCCACAACGGCCUAACCAUCACCCAAGGCCACCACAAGCGUGAUCCUGAGCUCCUCGAAGACCGUGAAGCAUCGAACGUCGGCGUCGAAGGCGCUCCCUCUUUCAAAUUCGGUCUUCAUGGAGGCGCCAAACGCGAAGCGUACGAUCCCACUAUUCAUAUCCUGCCUUUCGAACCGAUUGCAGAGAAGCGCGGUAAUGUUGGCGUCGAGGGGAGUCCAUCUUUUAAGUUUGGUCUUACUGGGGGAGCCAAGCGUGAGGCGUCAAAUGUUGGAGUUGAGGGCAAUCCCGACUUUCCAUUUGGACUCACUUCGGGCAAACGUGGCAACGUUGGUGUCGAAGGAUCUCCCACUUUCACAAUCACAGAAGAGAAGCGCGGCAAUACCGGUGUCGAAGGCAAUCCAGACUUCCCAUUCGGAAUUACCAAUGACAAGCGUGAAGCCUCAAACGUUGGUAUCGAAGGAUCUCCUACUUUCACAAUCACUGAGGAGAAGCGUGGCAACGUUGGCGUUGAAGGCAACCCUUCAUUCCCAUUUGGCAUUACCAACGACAAAAAGUAAAUGAUCUAUGAAGGGAAGCUCUAUGAGCUUGGAAGAAAGAUGUGCAGCGCGCUGCUAAGAGGCUGGAUACGAAUGCCCAUCGACGAGAAGA
Mollisia scopiformis is the source of this 1019-nucleotide messenger RNA. RefSeq lists its product as uncharacterized. Bases 260 to 928 code for a protein of 222 amino acids. Lineage: Eukaryota; Fungi; Ascomycota; Leotiomycetes; Helotiales; Mollisiaceae. The record is from RefSeq and is a predicted model, not a curated record. The transcript is spliced from 2 exons.